AUGAAGUUUGCAAAAUAUCUGCAGCAAGAGAUUGUUCCUGAAUGGCGCAAGGCCUAUCUCAACUACAAACAAGGCAAGAAGCACCUUAAGGCAAUCGAGUCCGCCAUCAAAAAACUCGAGACUGCUUCUUCAUCAGGACGUUAUCAACGACAGUUUAAUAAUGAUGACACCCAAACACAAGGACCAGCAGACUUGGUAUCUUCGUCAUUUAAUUCUACACUUGCGCCUCCCACAGGAACCACACCCAUUAUCUCACAGAGUCGGGGAAAUAUCAAAAGUUAUGACGCCAUCGCAAUCCCUACACAUUCCUCUUUCCCAGCUUCACGAGGUGCUGGCCCCUUAGCCCGUUCAUUGUCAAUGCUGUCAACAGCGCUGAGGCCUUCCGGUGAGGAUGGAAAUGAAGGGAAUACUCAGACUUCUGAAGGCAACUCUACUGGACAGAAUAUGCUGUCAGUCCUAAGCAACACUUCACGACCGAGUAGACCAACUCGGUCGUUCAGUUCGCCAGCUCUUAAAACCAUGAUUUGUAGAUUCUCAUCAGCAGACACUACAGAGCGUCCCAGAAGAGGCCCAAGAGUUGUUCUUGAGAAGGAGCUCGAAGCUGCAACUAAAUUCAAAGUUCUGAAGCAGCAACUUUUUAUCGCUGAUGAAUGGAAACGUCGUAAUGACCACAAAACGACAAAGAUCGGGGCUAACGGAGGCUGGUACCAAGCAGAGUGGACAAAAAUGAGAAGAAAUAUUGGGAGUUUGAUGGGUGGGUGGGAAAUCGAAGACGUCACACUUGCUCCUAAUCUUGUUUCUGCAUCAAGCCCAGAUAACCAUCAGAAUCAAAGGUCCACAGGAUAUUUGAUCGGUUCCAGCAUACCUCCAGAUCAAAACAACAAUCUUCGGCAGCGGCGGCAAGACACAAGGCAACAAUCAGUCGAUAAUGAUGCUAACCUAGCCCAGAUGAUCCUUGAUGACAAAGAGAAUCGCCGUCAAUAUCUUAGCCAUAAAGUCGCCAGGACAAGAAUCAAAGCCGCACUUUAUGAAUUUCAUCGCAGCCUUGAGAUGAUCAAGAACUACAAGGUGCUCAACCACACGGGCUUUGUCAAGAUUAUGAAGAAAUAUGAUAAAACUGCAGGAUGGAAGGCUUCCAAGGCUUUCAAGGAAAACAAACUCCGUUGUAUGUAUUUCAUGAAAUCAGAUGCCUUAGACGAUCUCAUUAAGGAAACUGAGGAUCUCUUUAUCGAUAAUUUUGAGGGUGGUCGCCGCCGUCGAGGCAUGGCUAAGCUGCGGGUUCCUGAUUCCAAAAGCAAGGCAGUGACGAAACAUAUAGCCACUGAGUUUUAUCCCCUGAUUAUCAUGUGCAUUGUAAUCACAAUGCUGUUUUUCCCCCUCCCAAUUGCUCAUUGGAGUGCUCGUCGAUGGUUCAUACAGAGUAUUGGGCGUCUUAUUGUCAGUGGAUAUCAUGCAGUCGAAUUUCGAGAUUUCUUUAUUGCAGAUGAACUUAAUUCACUCGCCUACUCAAUCGAACAAACCGAGUUCGCUAUAUGUGCAUACGUUCGAUACUGGGACAAUCUUGAGGAAUGUGCUACAAGCAAAACCUGGAUAACACCGUUUUUGAUGGCUAUCCCGGCAUGGUUCCGUUUUAUGCAAUGUCUUCGACGCUAUCGCGACACACUCGAAUGGUUCCCUCAUCUCCUCAAUGCCGGCAAAUACUUUUCGUCGUUGUCGCAGAUCUUUGUCUUUUUUGCAUUCCGCCUCUACAAUACUUCACAGCUUAAGGCCCUUUACAUUGUGAUUUCGAUCUUUACAAGCCUUUAUACUUACUCCUGGGAUGUGUAUAUGGACUGGGGUCUAUUCCGGUUCGGCAAAUAUGGAGGGGGCGCAUAUGGGAAUCCGCUCUUGAGGCCUGAGCUUGUUUAUAACCGGAAAUCUGUCUAUUACUUGGCUAUCGUGUUGGAUUUCCUUGGAAGGUUCUCGUGGACUUCAAGACUCAUGGGCUUAAGGCUCAAUGGGAUAGUUCUAUCAUUCAUUCUAGCUUUGAUUGAGGUGCUCCGUCGCUGGAUGUGGAACUUUUUCCGCCUCGAGAACGAACAUCUGAACAAUUGUGGUCAGUUCCGAGCCAUUAAAGAUAUUCCGCUCCCUUUCCAUAUUCGUGUGGCAGGCAACGCUACCGAAGAAGAGGAAGACGAAGAAACGGAAGAUGAGGCCGAAGGACGGAAUGGCGUUAAAUCUGAAGGCGGUGCAGUGAAGGACAGUAAGAAAGGGACUGUGAGAUUUACUGGCGGUGAAGAGAUGGAAGUCUUGGCUGUAUCGAAUGGAUCUGUAAACGGAGAGGCGGCUACGGAUUCUUCUGAUCGUGCAUCCGUACCUUCUAACGGAUCACGCAAAGAUAGACUUUUUGAAUCUAGCAGUCCUCAAAAUGCACUUUUGACUGUCCCACCUCUUGAUACUGAUGGGGAUGGAGCAGCAGGAGUCGGUAUUGGUAGCAGUAGCGCGUCUAUACGGUCUACAGGGCCAACGAGUAUCAAAGGUCAUCAUCGAAUAGGUCUUCGAAAACGACCGAGCCAAGCGACGAUGACAGACCAUUCGCUCGGUGUACAGCGAAGCAACACGGUUGUGGAUAACGCAAUGACGGAGGCAGGUAUCAAUGAGGAUCAGAGAGAGCAAUUAACAAGCAUCAAUAAGUUCUAUGAUCGUCGUGACUUCGAUAGCAGGGUUUUAGAUACAAUAUCGGACGGCUUCUUCAAAAUUAGUAAACGAUCGAAUGCCAGCAGGGCUGGCUCGAUACGACAUGGCGUUGGCGCCCAGGAUCCAGACGCUAGUGGCAGGAACAGAAAAGAUAGCACAGAUGACGAUGAUACUGAUGAUGAUGAAGCAUAG
Messenger RNA from Lobosporangium transversale, 2868 nucleotides. Its product is annotated as EXS family-domain-containing protein. Gene Ontology annotation, biological process: phosphate ion transport; cellular response to phosphate starvation. Gene Ontology annotation, molecular function: inositol hexakisphosphate binding. Lineage: Eukaryota; Fungi; Mortierellomycota; Mortierellomycetes; Mortierellales; Mortierellaceae. The record is from RefSeq and is a predicted model, not a curated record. The transcript is spliced from 7 exons. Bases 1 to 2868 code for a protein of 955 amino acids. Gene Ontology annotation, cellular component: plasma membrane; Golgi apparatus; cytoplasm.